UGAAGUUCCGACGAGAGCAGCGGUCAAUGGGUGACGUUCCUCAUAUUGGUUGCCCUGCCCCAACAUUUCAGCGAAAAGCUUGUCAUUCUUCCCUCCACCUCUCGAUCUUACCCCUACCGCCGGGGAUAAGGUGGAACAGCAACACCAGAGAAUCCACCGAGACCGCCGCCGUCCGAUGAAAAACGAGACCUAGCUCUACGAUGGCGGGAACACUUAUACCCCCGUGGUAUGUCGGCUCGACACCUACCAACGAUGAGCCGAAUAUAGCGAGCAUGUUUUGGGGGUUCACACUUGGGGUUGGCCUUUGGAGCGGAGUCAAAGGUUAUCGACAAAGUAGAGCCAGUUGGAACAGGACACACCGAGUCAACGUCUACAUAUGGCUGAUCUGGGCGGAAUGGAUCGCCAGUAUAGUCAUCGGCAUCAUAUCUUGGUGCUAUUUGACAUCCAUCAUUGAUCCAAGCUUUGAAUACUUCUUUUUCCUACUUGUGUUAUGGACUAUUCAGGUCCAAUGUCUCAUGCAAAUCAUCGUAAACCGAAUCGCAAUCUUGAUGCCGAUACCUGCACAGGCUACACGACUGAAAUGGGGAGUUUUUGGCAUCCUCUUGGCAGUCAACAUCAGCGUCUUCUGCAUCUGGAUCCCAGCUCGCCUCCAGAUAAACGAUACCUAUAUCCACAUCAACGAGAUCUGGGACAGGAUAGAAAAGGGCAUCUUUCUUCUUGUGGAUGCUGGACUCAAUCUUACGUUCAUCUAUCUCGUCAAGUCGCGUUUGAUUGCUAGCGGCUUGACCAAGUACACGGCAUUAUUCAGAUUCAAUCUUGCCAUGAUUGCAGUCUCGAUGUCACUUGAUGUCAUCCUCAUCGGACUCAUGUCCCUCCCGAAUACCCUGAUGUAUGUGAUCCCGAUUUGAACGGGUUUAUGCCAUUGCUGACCAUCACAGCUAUGCUCAAUUCCAUCCGCUGGCCUACCUACUGAAACUACACAUCGAAAUGGGCAUGGCAGAUCUGAUUGCAAAGGUUGUCAAGGCCUCCAACCCCAUGCGACCUCAUGCCGAAUCAAGGAGAGACAGCAACGACGGAGCCCUAGACGCGAACAAAAACUCAUUAUCGAAGUCGAGGUCGCGGAGAUUUUCUAUGCCCUACGUAGCUGGGAGAUGGAUGUUGAGCUCAGAGAAUGUCCAACCUAAAAGAAACACCACAGGGCCAGAACUCGAGCUUGGUGUACAGGCCAACACUUUCUCGGGAAGGGCAACAGAACCAAACGCAGCACCUGUGCCGCGCCCUCGUUCACUCUCUCGUCACAUCACCGAACCGAAUGGUAUAACUGGGCUGAAUAUGACGCCGCAGUCGAGGACCAGCCGUCAGGAUUCUAGUAGCACCGUAAAGGAUCAGGAUGAGGAUG
Colletotrichum godetiae is the source of this 1399-nucleotide messenger RNA. RefSeq lists its product as uncharacterized. The transcript has 5 exons. Lineage: Eukaryota; Fungi; Ascomycota; Sordariomycetes; Glomerellales; Glomerellaceae. Bases 201 to 908 code for a protein of 235 amino acids. The record is from RefSeq and is a predicted model, not a curated record.